UCUUAUAGUGAAAACUUGAACACAAAAAUAUGAAACUGUUAAUCAUCACCACACUCUUCGCUUUGGGAGCAGCCCAAGUCCCAUCAAGAAACUACAUCCCACAAAGUCAAGGUCACGGAGGGCAAGGUGGCUUCCAAAGUUACCAGGGAUCCCAAAUAGACCCUGGAUUCAAUCUUGGUGGAGCUGGUGGUGGAAACCGACGACCUCAACAGGAUGCUGAAAAGAAUGCUGCUACUUUGAAACAAGAUCAAGAUGUUAGUGAAGAUGGAAGCUACCACUUUGGAUUUGAAACUUCAAACGGCAUCCGAGCUGAAGAAGCUGGUAACCCAGUCGAGGCCCAGGGUGGAUUCUCCUACAAGGGUGAUGAUGGGCACACAUACACCGUCACCUACACCUCAGGAGAAGGUGGUUUCAGACCUCAGGGUGAACAUCUGCCAGUUCCACCUCCCACUCCUGAAGCUAUCCUGGAAGCAUUGAGGAAGAAUCAACAGGAUGAGGCUGCUGGUAUCUUUGAUGAUGGUAAAUACCACCCAGAACAACAUGGAGGUGGUCAGCACAACGGAUUUGGAUCUGCGAAUCACCAGGGUGGCUUCAACGCCAAUAGUGGUUAUCAAUACUGAUUUGAUUACCCUACUCUC
Messenger RNA from Spodoptera littoralis (African cotton leafworm), 638 nucleotides. The record is from the annotation of a GenBank genome assembly. Lineage: Eukaryota; Metazoa; Arthropoda; Insecta; Lepidoptera; Noctuidae.